Molecule: messenger RNA, 7108 nt
Organism: Gambusia affinis (western mosquitofish)
Lineage: Eukaryota; Metazoa; Chordata; Actinopteri; Cyprinodontiformes; Poeciliidae
Gene: tgfbr3
Product: transforming growth factor, beta receptor III
Exons: 17
Coding region: 342-2783 (813 amino acids)
Source: RefSeq, a predicted model, not a curated record
CCUUGCAGUAAAACAGGCAGAUAGACGCUCGUGAACUUAAAAACUUUUAGUACGGGGCGUUGUGAGGGGACAACUUUGCGAACAGUCGUUUUCCUUCAACAAAACUACCACUCCGACGGCAGAGACGAGAGGGAAGAAGGACUUUCAUUCCCCCCACCCCAUCAACCGGAGUGACUUUCACUAAGUUUUUCAGGGCAUUUUGUGAGGACUCUUCGUGCUGGAGCUGGAAGGUGGCUUCCUGUAGACCCAUUUACGGGGAAGAAAAUCUUUACGAAAAACAGAGAGAGAGAGUUGCAACUUACCCCACUGACAUCACAUCAGAGGCUGCAAGGAAAAACAAAAUGGCUCAAAGAUCCUGCAUUCCUUUGAUGCUUCUUGCAUUAUGCUGCCUGACGUCAGCAGGGCCAUUACUUCGCAGUCCGUGUGAGCUGCUGCCGGUCGGGACCGGACACCCUGUGCAGGCCAUCCUGAAGAGCUUCACCGCCAUGUCAGGCUGUGCAAGCAAAGGCACCAUGAGCCUGUCUCAGGAGGUCCACGUCAUUAACCUGAGAGGACAUGCUGCAGAGGGCCCAGACAGCACUCCUGCAAGAGUUGAGCUGCAUCUCAAGCCCAUCCAGUCUGUGCGCCAGCACCAGAAGCCCUUGGUCUUUGUGCUUAACUCCCCCCAACCUGUGUCAUGGAAUGUUAAGGCAGAGAACCUGGCCCCGCACAUCCAUCAUACCUUUCAUGUAUCACUGGGCUCAGAGGUCCACUUUAAACAGACAAACUUCUCCCUGAACACUCAGACCCAGAAGGAAAGCCUUCCCCAAGGCAACGAGCAUCUCCUCAACUGGGCCCUGAAGAAGUAUAAGGCAGUCACCUCUUUCUCUGAGCUCAGGAUGACUCAAGCCAUCUACAUCAAAGUUGGAGAAGACUCAGUGUUUUCUGACACUUGCAAGAUUGACACCAGGUUCCUGUCUCUGAACUACCUGGGCAGCUAUGAGGAGCCACAGACGUCAAAGGGUUGCAUCCUGUCGGUGCCUAACAGAGAAGUCCACAUCAUUGAGCUGCAAGCCCCGAACUCCAGCAGCGCUUUCCAGGUGGAUGUCAUUGUGGAUCUAAGGCCUCUGAAGGGUGAUGGCUUGGUGGUGCGAGAUGUCAUCUUGGUGCUCAGAUGUGCAAAGUCUGUCCACUGGGUUGUCAAAGUGCACAAUGUGCAGGGGAAUCUGGAGGUUGUGGCUUCUGAUACAGUGGCCAUUAACUCCCAGAUGACAGAGAGGAUUUCCCCCAGACAGCCUUUGCCAUCAGGAUCACAAGCCUUGAUCAAGUGGGCAGUAGAUAACGGCUACAGUCCGGUCACCUCUUACACCAGCACCCCUAUGGCAAACCAUUUCAACAUCCGACUGCGAGAGCAAGAUGUAUCAGAUCAUCUGGAGAGGAGAUUGCCUCCUGAGCUGUUCGACCUGCGUCAUGUCAGCCCUCUGCCAGAAAAAGGACCUGCGGCACCACGCUCCAGUCUGCCCUUUACAUUUCCUGCACACUUGCCUGUCAGUUUGUCCAACUUGAACUAUGACGACGAAGAACCCGUUGACGAUAGAAACCUUUUGGAUGUUGAACUCAGUGUUCAAUGUGAGGAAAAGAGGAUGGUCGUCAGCAUUGAUAGAAAGAGCCUGGAGGCAAAAGGAUUUGCUAAUGCCAGCCUCACGCUGACAAACCCAGAAUGCAAAGCAAAAGUCAAUGCAACCCACUACACACUGGAGACAUCUCGGACUGGAUGUGGCACCAUUGUGUUUCCUAUGUAUAAUAGCCCAGAGGUCCUUCAUAUCAACUCUGUAACGGUGAUUUCUGACGAGGCGCAGGGUGAUGACGAUCCGGUCUCCACCUGGUUGACCAGAUUUGGAGAAGAUGCAGGGAGGACACAGCCUGAACCAAAUCCACCAGCUCCUUCCAGAACCUUCAACUGCACAUACAGAGAAUCCAAGGAAAUCCCAAAUCCUAAACCUGGUCUGAGCAGACAGCCAGUCAACAGCAUAAGUUUUGAGAUGGAGCUGUACAAAACUGAGUCUUUCAACGAUCCUCCGCAACAGGGAGUCUUCAGUGUUUCUGACCAAAUGGAAGUGUUUGUGCAGAUCACGUCAAAAGCAUCGGACCCGGACAUUGGACUAACUAUCACCUCAUGCUUCAUCUCCCCCAACUCCAGCCCCACAGUGUCCUCUGACUACAAGCUUAUUGAGACAGUCUGUGCCGAGGAUAACUCACUUAAAUGGAUCCAGAACCCUCAGAGGCACUUGUUAUUUUCUGGAAAGAUGGGGGAAUCUUUUAGCUUCACCUUCAACUCCAAAACGUUGAACUCAGCAGUUAUUUUUCUGCACUGUGAGAUGUCUCUGUGCUCAGAGGAUUCUCAGAGGAACCAGGAACUUCCACAGUGCCUGGACCCAAGAAACAACUGCACUUCUCUGACUAUGGAGACAAUCUUUGCAUUGAUGAGCAACAAAAGGUUUUUGACGAAGCCGAUGGCUGUGGUUGAUGACAGUGAGUUUCCAGAUCAUCCUCCAAAGAAACCAGAACCUGAAGAAGCUGAGAUGUUUCUCUUGGACACCACCACGGUGGUGUUGAUCGCCUUCGCCGCCUUUGUUAUUGGGGCUCUGCUGACUGGGGCCCUGUGGUUUAUCUACACACACACAGGUGGGACCGCCAGAGCGCAGCCCGUUCAGAAGCCCCAGCCCGUCUCGGAAAACAGCAGCGCGGCCCACAGCAUAGGUAGCACGCAGAGCACGCCGUGCUCCAGCAGCAGCACGGCGUAGCUCGGGAACGGCGCCCCCGCACGCACCGGCCGCAGCACCUUCACGCAAACCGGUUCGUUGGUCUUCUAAAGCGUGAUGCGGAAAACAGACAAAAAAAAAAAAAAAAAAAAAACACCGACAAAUGUGCUGCGAUGAUUCUGAGAUGUAUCUCAGCGCAAGAAAGAAAGAAAGUUCUGUUUAGAUGGGUUUUUUUUUUUUCAAAUCCAAAUGCUGCUCUUCUCAUCACAGUUAAGCCUUUUUUGUUUUGUCCUUAAAUGGUUUGAAUUCAGUCGCUUUGCUCCAACAGUGAUUGAACACGAGAAGAUUUGCAGAGGUUAGGAAGUGAUAUGUUGAUGGCUGGACCGUAAACACAUUACUUUAACACACACAACCUAGAAAGUAGCACAGGAGCAACACAACCACUAUUAGAAAGAGGACAAAAGUGCAGUAUGAACUUGUCUGUCAUUAUCCUGACGAAGAGAGACAAUGGAGGUGUUGAAUGUAUGAGAGAAGAACAAGCACCAGCAAAUGUGAAAGAACAUUGUGAAAGAUCUGCAGGUAGACCUCCAUAUUUUACACAAAAGAAGACUUUUUUUUAUUUUGGAUUAAAGUGUAAACAAUCGAUAACAGUACAUCAGAGCGGCUCAAUAGGUGCAAGUUUAAAAUGGCUACAUUUUCAGAGUUAAAGCAUACUACUUUGCUGAAGUUAAAGGAAAAGACCGAUACUUGUUUUGUGUCUGUGUGUGACUAGCCUGGCUUCAUGGUGUCAAUCAAAUCAAAUCGAAACAAUCAAUCAAUUUUAUUUAGCUGGAAACAGUUGGUGUAGGUUGGAAGAAAUCCUCAAAAUCUGUCCUGGCGUUUUAUUCAGUUCAGGUUAUUCUCAAUACAUGUAGUCUCUCAAGACAAUUUAUUAGAAAGUAACAUGCAAUUUAUGUAGAGAAAUAAGUGGCGCCCCUAAGGGGAGAGCCACUUGAAAAAGAAUUGAGCCAGAGAAUUGUGUUCAGGCUGGUGUACAUGGCAAAUGGAAUAUAGCGCUUUAUCACAUAAUUUACAUGAUCAUCUUCUUCAAUCACAACAUAAAUGUAUAAAAAAAAUAAACUGAUUUAUACAGCUCUGGAAAAAAUUAAGAGGCCACUGGAAUGAAUGACAAUGAAAACCUCAUGGUUAAUCCACUAGGUAUUGAUUUCUAAAUAUUUCCUGAGUUAAAACGUUUACAUUGUAGUUUCUAAAUGAAUAUGAACUUCCAUUAUUUGAGGUCUAAAAGCAUAGCAUCUUUUUUUCAUUAUUUUGACCAUUUCUCAUUUUCUGCCAAUAGAUACUAAAUAUUUGCUUGGAAUUUCAGAGACGUGUUGUCAGUAGUUCAUAGAAUGAAAGAACAAUGUCCAUUCAAACAUGUACCUAUAAAGAGUAAAGAGAAACAGAUCUUAAGAAACUCAGUAUUUCACAUUACAUCUUCCACUGAGUCCAGCCAUUACUUUGUAAGCCAAGACAUUCUUUGCAUUACUAUCCUUCAGACACAAGAGAGGUCUCAGUCUUCUCCUCAGCUGUCUUUUUUUAUAUCUUCUGAAGUGUUGGUGUACAGUUCUGGUCAGAAGUUUUCAUACACUUGUUAAAAUGAAUUUCCUCAUAAUUUGUGGAUUUAAAUUAUGUAUUUCAACUAUAUUUUUUGAUGACUGUUAAAAUCUUAAGCAACCUCAACUGUGAACUAUACAACAGUCUCAAAUACACAUCGCCACAAAUCCUUGGAGAAAGGUUUGCUAGCAGAGAGAUCUUUGUAUUAACAGCCUGCUGGGAGGAUUCUGGCUGCAUAUUUGAGCAUGUAAUGUUUUAUAAAUCUGUCCGUGGUGGGGAAAAAAAAAAUUUUCAAAUCAAAUAUUUUUAUAUUAACAGAACCAAAUUAAGUCACCAUUCAUGCUAAUGGUGACCAUAUGCAAACUUCUGCUCCAGACUGUCGAUUUGUAUUUUUAUGUCAAUAAUUGUAAAUAGGCAAAUGUGUUUCGAGGGAAGCACAUGUGCAAACUUCUCUUUUCUGCUUUAUCUGUGCCAGUCCCUUCUUUUAUAACCUGAGGAAUCUCAUCCACAGUGUUGACUGACUGACUGACUGACUGACAGCAUUAACGACGGCCAUAUUUAAAGAACAAGCCAGCGAUCACAGUUAGCCUUUGCUAGCUCAGAUCUUUCCAUCUGUCCGUUGAGCAUGCAGCACAUUGUCACAGGAACAGAAAGGCGUCAGAUGAUAAAAUGGAGUAGCGCUCCCUGUUUGUAAUCUUCAUCAGACAAAACAUGAGGCAUUUCUCCAUGGUUUGCAGACACCAGACAGUCAGUGUUUGGAGUUCCUUAUCCCACUUGGUUUUGUGUAAAUCUUGGCGCUCAGUGUGUUGUAUGAGCUGCAGCCAAAGUUCUUUGUUUCACAUAUAUUUUCUUCAACAUCGUAAGCUCCCCACCACUUUACAAGAAUAUGAAUGUUUUCUCUGUGUGCGUGUGUGUGUGUGAGAGUAUCAAUUGUGUGUGUGUAGGGGAACAAGCGGGGGCCUAGAGUGGGAUAGAAGAAAAUAUGUUUCCCUGAAGCAGCAAUAGGGACACAAUGCUUUUUAUCUGUUUUUUCUUCUCCUUUCUCAAUGUAAACUUAUGUACAGCUUUCUACAGAUGCUAUAAAUAAAUAUAUUUGUGUAUAAGAUUAUAUUUUGGAAUGUAUUUACGACAGAAUUUUAUUGUGAUGUGUGUGUGGAAGUACUGUGAACUGUGGAUUUGCUCAUAUAACAAACAUAUGGUUUGGGAAAUUCUUUGUAAAGCAUACAUAAAAGUGUUGCACGCUGUCGAAUACGAUGCAGUUUAGUAAAUAAUUAUACUAUAAAGUUGUUGCUAGGAGCCGCCUUUUCUUUAAAAAAUUUCUAGACAUAUUAGACAUUUUUUGUCCUGUGUGAAACUUUACUGAUCUGUGCAGGCAUUGCUGAUGUUCUACACCCCAUCCAGCUGUUUAAAACGAAGAACGGGACUCACAACUCCAAAUGUAUUAAGCUUUGCUUUUUGUCAUUUUAAAGAAUAUAAGCUGAAGCUUGUAGACGCUUCAUAGCUUCCCAUCUCUAAAGUAGCACAUAGUAAAACAUAAAACCAGCUCUGGUUUGUAGCCUUUGGGUCAUGUGCAGUUUGUACAAAAUGAUACUGCAUCAUAUUAAGCCACAGCCUCCCUUCAUCAAUAAUGGCACUUUUGGUAAAGAUGAGCAAAAAGCCCUUAAAUUGAUUUUUUAUUUCAGCAGCAUUACUUUGUUGCAGUUUUUUUUAAAAGAUAUGUUGCCUAUAGUACACAAUCUGUACGCUUAACCUAGCAACUAUUUUAUCGAUGAUCUUCACAUGUUGUUCUGUCGUUCAAUUCAUUUCCAAGACAAUGUGUGGAUCCUUAGGGGAACGUAAAUGUUGACUUUUUUCAUUCAAGUAUCUUCAGAGAGUUGUUCCUGCUGUUUUCAAGUGAGAAUCUGCAGUAGCAGUCUUUCAAUCUAGAGAAGCCUCUGACUGAAGACGGUUGCUGUAAGACAGUCUCAUGACCGUCAUGACAUGCAAACCACUCAGUUUCCAGGCAGCAGAGACAACAGUACUCUAACAGUGGUUCUACUUAACCACCUCCUUUGCUUUUGCCGAUCUGUCUGGCAGAUAAUUGUUGAAGUUGGAAGAGAAAGUUUAACUUUUUCUCUUUUUCUCUCUGCACUUUAAAUAAUAAAGUAAAAAAAAAAAAAAAGAAUUAAGACGUGAAGCACAAAUUAUCAAAAAGCUUAAGCUACCCUCACUUUGUUUAAUAUUUACUAUAUCAAUGGAUGUGUCCAAACUGAUCCAAUUAAAAAAAAAAAACCUCAAUGUGGGAUUUUUAUAUCAAAUCAAAGAUUGGAUUAUUUUCUUAAAGAAAUUUUUCAAUGUUGAAUUAGUCUGCAAUAAAAGCUGCGUUCAGUUUAAUUCCUUUUACUCAUCUUUGCCAACAUGUAAGGAGGACACGGUAAUUAGAGCACAAAUCCAUGGAUCUAUUGAUUGUAUUUUUUUUUAUGUGAUUUGACUACCUCAUAUGUUUUUUGAAUGUUGAGUUUGGAUGCCUGUAUGUAUGGAAGUGCUAUAGGUUAAGCAGCCGUUUAAGAUUUAAAGCUCGAUCAUGACUUUUUUUUUUUUUAAAUCACACUUUGUUAUUUUCAAAGAAUCUAACAGAAAACAUUAAUGUUAUGAUAACCCUUUUAGUUGUGAGCCUUUGUACGUUUAAGUUGAUCGUUUGACUUUCUUUGUGUUCAUAAAACCUUUUAUAUGCUGUAAAUAUGCAUGACCCCUGUACACUCAUUAUGACCAAUAAAUAUUUUAUAAUAAUUACA